GCACCGACGCGGUGCGGGAGCGCUGGGAGCGCGGAGCGCGCGGACUGAGAGCGGCGGUACCCUGGGCAGAGGGCGCGGCAGGAGCUCCGCAUUCGGUCGGACCCGCGUCCCCGAGGCGCGGCCAGCGAGCAGCACGCGGAGGCAGGCGGAGCGGCGGAGCCGGCGAGCAGGAGACCAUGGCCAAAAUGGAGGUGAAGUCCUCACUUCUGGACAAUAUGAUUGGUGUUGGAGAUAUGGUUCUUUUAGAACCUCUCAAUGAGGAGACCUUCAUCAACAACCUCAAGAAGCGCUUCGAUCAUAAUGAAAUAUACACAUACAUUGGAAGUGUGGUUAUAUCGGUUAACCCCUACCGGUCCUUGCCCAUUUAUUCACCUGAGAAAGUGGAAGAUUACAGGAAUAGAAAUUUUUAUGAACUGAGCCCUCACAUCUUUGCCCUGUCAGAUGAAGCAUAUAGAUCCCUCCGUGAUCAAGAUAAAGACCAGUGCAUUCUCAUUACUGGGGAGAGUGGAGCAGGAAAAACAGAGGCCAGCAAGCUUGUUAUGUCCUAUGUUGCAGCAGUGUGUGGAAAAGGAGCAGAAGUUAAUCAAGUCAAGGAACAGCUUCUACAGUCCAACCCUGUCCUGGAAGCGUUUGGAAAUGCCAAAACUGUAAGGAACGACAAUUCCUCCAGAUUUGGCAAAUAUAUGGAUAUUGAAUUUGACUUCAAAGGUGAUCCGCUUGGAGGAGUGAUAAGUAACUAUCUUUUAGAGAAAUCUCGGGUUGUUAAGCAGCCAAGAGGUGAGAGAAACUUCCAUGUGUUCUAUCAGCUGCUCUCUGGUGCCUCUGAAGAGCUCCUCCACAAACUUAAGCUUGAGCGGGAUUUCAGCAGAUACAACUAUCUGAGUCUGGACUCUGCCAAAGUGAAUGGCGUGGAUGAUGCUGCCAAUUUCAGAACCGUUAGGAAUGCCAUGCAGAUUGUAGGCUUUAUGGAUCAUGAAGCCGAGUCUGUCUUGGAGGUAGUGGCAGCUGUGUUGAAACUGGGGAACAUUGAGUUCAAGCCCGAAUCACGAGUGAAUGGUUUGGAUGAAAGCAAAAUCAAAGAUAAAAAUGAGUUAAAAGAAAUUUGUGAGUUGACCAGCAUUGAUCAGUUGGUUCUAGAAAGAGCAUUCAGUUUCCGAACAGUUGAAGCCAAGCAGGAGAAAGUUUCAACUACACUGAAUGUAGCUCAGGCUUAUUAUGCCCGUGAUGCCCUUGCUAAAAACCUCUACAGCAGGUUGUUUUCAUGGUUGGUGAAUCGAAUCAAUGAAAGCAUUAAGGCACAAACAAAAGUGAGAAAGAAGGUCAUGGGUGUUUUGGACAUUUACGGCUUUGAAAUAUUUGAGGACAACAGCUUUGAGCAAUUCAUUAUUAAUUAUUGUAAUGAAAAGCUGCAACAAAUCUUCAUUGAACUCACUCUGAAAGAAGAGCAGGAGGAGUACAUACGGGAGGACAUAGAAUGGACUCACAUUGACUACUUCAACAACGCUAUCAUUUGUGACCUAAUAGAAAAUAACACAAAUGGAAUCCUGGCCAUGCUGGAUGAGGAGUGCUUGCGGCCUGGCACUGUCACCGAUGAGACCUUUCUAGAAAAGCUGAACCAAGUCUGCGCCACUCACCAGCACUUUGAGAGCAGGAUGAGCAAGUGUUCCCGCUUCCUCAAUGACACAUCCCUGCCCCACAGCUGCUUCAGAAUCCAGCAUUAUGCUGGCAAGGUGCUGUACCAGGUGGAAGGAUUUGUGGACAAGAACAAUGAUCUUCUCUACCGAGACCUGUCCCAAGCCAUGUGGAAGGCUGGCCAUGCCCUCAUCAAGUCUUUAUUCCCUGAAGGGAAUCCUGCCAAGAUCAACCUGAAAAGGCCACCUACAGCAGGGUCACAGUUCAAGGCAUCUGUGGCCACUCUGAUGAGAAACCUACAGACCAAGAAUCCGAAUUAUAUCAGGUGCAUCAAACCAAAUGAUAAAAAAGCAGCACACAUCUUCAACGAGAGUCUAGUCUGUCAUCAGAUCAGGUACCUGGGUCUUCUCGAGAAUGUUCGAGUGAGGCGGGCAGGCUACGCCUUCAGGCAAGCCUAUGAACCUUGCCUAGAAAGAUACAAAAUGCUUUGCAAACAAACAUGGCCUCACUGGAAAGGACCAGCAAGGGCUGGUGUGGAAGUUCUGUUUAGUGAAUUAGAGAUUCCCGUGGAAGAAUACUCCUUUGGUAGAUCAAAGAUAUUCAUCCGAAAUCCGAGAACAUUAUUCAAAUUAGAAGACCUAAGGAAGCAGCGGCUUGAAGACUUGGCCACUCUCAUUCAGAAGAUUUAUCGAGGGUGGAAAUGCCGGACACACUUCCUGCUCAUGAAAAAAAGCCAAGUUGUGAUUGCUGCCUGGUACAGGAGAUACGCGCAACAAAAGAGGUAUCAGCAGAUAAAGAGUUCUGCUCUGGUGAUUCAGUCUUAUAUCCGGGGCUGGAAGGCUCGGAAAAUCCUGCGAGAACUAAAGCACCAAAAGCGCUGUAAGGAGGCAGCCACCACCAUCGCAGCGUAUUGGCACGGCACCCAGGCGCGAAGGGAACUGAGACGGCUGAAGGAGGAGGCUAGAAAUAAACAUGCUAUUGCAGUUAUUUGGGCUUUCUGGCUUGGAUCAAAGGCUCGAAGGGAAUUGAAACGCUUGAAGGAGGAGGCUAGGCGUAAGCAUGCAGUUGCUGUCAUUUGGGCUUACUGGCUUGGACUGAAGGUACGUAGGGAGUACAGGAAAUUCUUUAGAGCUAAUGCUGGAAAGAAAAUCUAUGAGUUUACACUUCAAAGAAUCGUGCAAAAAUACUUCUUGGAAAUGAAAACUAGAAUGCCUUCCUUGUCACCAAUAGACAAAAAUUGGCCGCCCAGACCUUACUUGUUCUUGGAUUCAACUCACAAGGAGCUCAAAAGAAUUUUCCACUUGUGGAGGUGUAAAAAAUACAGGGACCAAUUCACAGACCAGCAGAAGCUCAUUUAUGAAGAGAAACUAGAGGCCAGUGAACUCUUCAAAGACAAGAAAGCUUUAUACCCUUCUAGUGUUGGGCAACCAUUCCAAGGAGCUUACCUGGAAAUCAACAAAAACCCAAAGUAUAAGAAACUCAAAGAGGCCAUAGAAGAAAAGAUCAUUAUUGCUGAAGUUGUGAACAAAAUUAACCGAGCUAAUGGGAAGAGUUCAUCCAGGAUUUUCCUCUUAACAAACAGUAAUCUCCUCCUUGCUGACCAAAAGUCUGGGCAGAUAAAGUCUGAGGUUCCCCUGGUGGAUGUGACCAAAGUCUCCAUGAGCUCACAGAAUGAUGGCUUCUUCGCAGUGCACCUCAAAGAGGGCUCAGAAGCAGCUAGUAAAGGAGAUUUUCUCUUCAGCAGUGACCACCUGAUUGAAAUGGCCACCAAACUUUACCGCACGACUCUCAGCCAAACCAAACAGAAGCUCAAUAUCGAAAUUUCUGAUGAGUUCCUGGUACAGUUCAGACAGGACAAAGUAUGUGUGAAGUUUAUCCAAGGCAACCAGAAAAAUGGGAGUGUGCCAACGUGCAAACGAAAAAACAACCGCCUCCUUGAAGUUGCUGUCCCUUAAAUAAUGUCUUCUUUCUGCCUUCAUGGACUUGUUUCUUUGUAAUAGUGCAAUUUGAUUUUGUUUCAUUUGGGGUUCACUGUAUGUUCGGGAAUUGCCAAAGACUAGCUGUUAGAGUCCCUUGGCAAAAUAAAAGUAUUUGACUAAUCAGUUUUUAUUAUUGGAAUAGUUUAACCCUUAAAUCUUCAUUCUGUCCUGGGCAGGAUUAUAGAAACUAACAGUGUCUGUUCCCAUGCCAUAUGUGUUUUGCCUUUAGUUACCAUGUUACACCUGUGUACCCUAAAUCCACAUAUUACUCCUAGAUCAUUAAUACAUAUAAGCGUAGGAAAGGGUCUUCAAAGAUAGUGCAUUCAUUUAUCAAGUAUUUAUUGAAUGCCUACUCUAUGCUGGGCACUGUGCUGAAUGGCAUGAAAACUUACUAGGAGACUUUUUAUCUCUAAGGCUGUUACAUUCGGGCUGGUUGGUGCUGGUGUAACAACAGCUAAGAAAGUUGGAAAAGGUUGAGUCCGAAUGAUACCUACUAAUGAUGCCAGCUUUCUGUGGCUGUAGGGUAACUGUAAACAGUGCACAUCAAGACUCCAAGGUCCUAGAAGAAUAGAAAUGAUGGCUGGGUGAAAUCCUGCUACAUUUGUUUUCUCUUUGAAAAAGAAUAAAACUGACAUUUGGACAUACUCUUUUAUUGCUCAGAUCUCCUUUAUAGUAGAAAACAGAAGUCAUUCUUAUUUUAGAAAAAGUUAACAUCAGUCCAACCAAAUGCUGUGCCUCUCUCCCUGAUGGGAUCAGAUAGGACCCCAGAUGUGCUGAUCUCUAGUGUUUUCACCCAGCUAUUGAAACAGCCCAGCAAGGAAAGGCUGAAAGCUGUUCAGCGGCAGAUGUACUCUCUAUGAUGUGCAAUAAAACAUCCAAGUCCUUUUUGAAAGUUUUAUUUAUAAUAUACAUUUUUUGUAUGAGAGAUGUGAUUGGUACAGGGUGUGUAUUUAGUCAAGGAUCAAAACUAAGUCUGGAUUAAUUUGCAGGACUUUUUUCACUACAAAUUUACGAUAAAGAUUCACUUUGGAAACCACAUUUUAAACUUUGGAAUUGUCUCUUAUUUGGGAGGAUAAUGUAAAUACAUUGGCAUUAUGUUAAAUAAUAAAAUUGUUCUAAUUUGGUGCCAUUUGCUGGAUCACAACUGUAUUUUUGUAUUUCAUGCUAUUUUCAUAUGUUGUAUGUCAAAGUAUUAUAUCACAGAAAGGUUUUACAAUCCAAACAUUAUAUGGUCUCUGUGUUAAUUGAAUUCCACUAAUCUUUUAUAUACCAGAAGCAGUCAUUGAAAAUAUUCUCUGAGGGUUUUCUUUUAAUUUUUUUUUGUA
Messenger RNA from Nannospalax galili (Upper Galilee mountains blind mole rat), 4936 nucleotides. RefSeq names its product myosin IB (gene Myo1b). Lineage: Eukaryota; Metazoa; Chordata; Mammalia; Rodentia; Spalacidae. Gene Ontology annotation, molecular function: ATP binding; microfilament motor activity; actin filament binding. Gene Ontology annotation, cellular component: cytoplasm; microvillus; myosin complex. The transcript is spliced from 31 exons. Gene Ontology annotation, biological process: vesicle transport along actin filament; actin filament organization. Bases 177 to 3587 code for a protein of 1136 amino acids. The record is from RefSeq and is a predicted model, not a curated record.